Messenger RNA from Mytilus trossulus (common blue mussel), 1623 nucleotides. RefSeq names its product alpha-methylacyl-CoA racemase-like. The coding region runs from base 115 to 1254 and encodes 379 amino acids. Gene Ontology annotation, cellular component: mitochondrion. Gene Ontology annotation, biological process: bile acid metabolic process. The record is from RefSeq and is a predicted model, not a curated record. Gene Ontology annotation, molecular function: alpha-methylacyl-CoA racemase activity. Lineage: Eukaryota; Metazoa; Mollusca; Bivalvia; Mytilida; Mytilidae. The transcript has 7 exons.
CUAGUGAGACAAAAGCAGAAUUCCGUUUAAUUUCACUUUCAUCUGAAACAUGUUGAUCCAAUACUGUCGCAGAAGUCCAGUGAUCGAUUGCCAAUUGUGUCUACAAAAGUAUUAAUGAUGGCAUUAAAAGGUAUUCGAGUUAUAGAGUUUGGUGGGUUGGCUCCAGUACCAUUCUGUGGAAUGAUUCUUUCUGAUUUUGGAGCUAAUGUGAUUAGAGUAGACAGGACAAAAUCCUUUGCAGAUACAGAUUGUAUGGGGAGAGGAAAACAAUCAAUCGCCAUUGAUUUAAAACAAAAAGAAGGUUUAAAUAUUGUACAUAAGAUGUGCUCCAAAGCAGAUGUUCUUAUAGAACCCUUUAGACCUGGAGUAAUGGAAAGGUUAGGGCUAGGUGCAGAUAAACUGUUAGCUGACAACCCUAGAUUGGUGUAUGCAAGAAUCAAUGGAUUUGGACAGAAAGGAGCAGUUGCAAAGAAGGCAGGACAUGAUAUCAACUAUAUAUCAAUGUCAGGUUUACUGUCAUAUCUUGGAAAGAAAGGAGAACCCCCAUUGCAUCCUGUAAAUUUACUUGCCGACUUUGCUGGUGGUGGUUUAACAUGUGCUUUAGGAAUUGUAAUGGCUUUGUAUGAGAGAAAUAUUUCUGGUAAAGGACAAGUUGUUGAUAAUAGUAUGGUAGAAGGCUCAGCAUAUGUAGGAAGUUGGUUAUCUAAUUCCCAGAAAAUGCCAUAUAUUUGGGGCAGAGAAAGGGGAGAUAACACAUUAGAUGGUGGGAGAGCAUUUUACGGUGUCUAUGAAACCAAAGACAAAAAAUAUAUAUCAGUUGGGGCAUUGGAGCCACAGUUUUUUAAGGAAUUGAUAAAAGGUCUUGGGUUAGAACAUAUAAAUCAAACAGAUGAUCCUGAAGAAAUGAAGAAAUUAUUUAAAGAUGUUUUUCUUACCAAGUCUCGUGACGAAUGGGUAUACCAAUUCCAGAAUUUAGAUGCCUGUGUAAGCCCAGUAUUAGAACCCAAAGAGGCAGCAGAACAUUUACACAAUGUGGAUAAUAAGACAUUUUUACAGGAUGAGUCUGGAGGCUAUGAGCCUGGUCCAGCACCUAGAUUGUCAAGGACACCAGGAGUUGAUAAGGUCCUACCUCAGCCUGUGAUUGGACAACAAACUCUCAUGAUUAUGAAAGAAAUGGGAUAUAGUGAUAUUGAAAUAGAAAAACUCUUACAAUCUGGUGUGAUAGAACAAAACAGUAAAGAUUCAAAAUUAUGAUAAAAUGAUUUAACUGUUAUAUUUCAGUUAUAGAUAUAUCUUAAAUAUUAAUUGAAUUUUUAAUUCGAUAUGAUUAUCAUUCAGAAUACAGUUCAGAUUAUAUUGAAUUUUGUAUAGUGUAUUAGGGGAUAUACAAAUAGAAAAUGAAAAAGAAAGAUUAAGAUGUCUCAAUCACAAGAGGAUGAUUUAUAGGAUAUAUAUUGUUAAUGCAGACUGUUGAAAAAAACGUUGUCAUCUGGCUAAUUCAUAUAAAAAUAAUUGUUAGAAUAUAUUUUUAUGGCAAAUAUAUAAAAUUUUUACCUUUUAUACAAUGGACUUUUACCUUUCAGAUUUGUCUAAUUCAUAUGUUUGUUAUUUGUGUUCAAUCAA